Messenger RNA from Neoarius graeffei (lesser salmon catfish), 651 nucleotides. RefSeq names its product uridine phosphorylase 1-like. Bases 1 to 531 code for a protein of 176 amino acids. The record is from RefSeq and is a predicted model, not a curated record. Gene Ontology annotation, molecular function: uridine phosphorylase activity. Gene Ontology annotation, biological process: uridine catabolic process. The transcript is spliced from 5 exons. NCBI's taxonomy places the organism in Eukaryota, Metazoa, Chordata, Actinopteri, Siluriformes, Ariidae. Gene Ontology annotation, cellular component: cytosol.
AUGGAGAGGAGAGUGAAAGUCACCAGUCUGCAGCCAGGCACAGUUGUGGUCACCAAAGAGCCGGUGGAUGCCAUGUUCCUGCCCCGCUUUGAGCAGGCGGUCCUGGGUAAGACAGUGGUGAGGAGCACGGAGCUGAACAUCGAGCUGGCAGAGGAGCUGCUUCAGUGCAGCAAAGAGCUGGCAGAGUUUGAGACUGUCAUUGGGAACACCAUGUGCACUCUGGACUUCUAUGAAGGUCAAGCUCGUUUGGAUGGGGCUUUCUGUUCAUACACUGAAGAGGAAAAACAAAACUACCUGUCCGAGGCGUAUGCAGCAGGAGUCCGCAACAUUGAGAUGGAAUCUACUGUUUUUGGUGCUAUGUGCAAACUCAGUAAUAUAAGAGCGGCUGUGGUGUGUGUGACCCUGUUGGACCGGCAGAAAGGAGACCAGCUGGCCAGUUCUCAUGAUGUCAUGCUCAGCUACCAACAAAGGCCACAGAUCCUCGUUGGCCAUUACAUCAAAAAGAAGCUUAAUGCCUUCCAGAGAAAUUAGCUUUUACAUUCAUAACACUGGAAUAUAAACAAGCCAAAGUUUUAAAGACAUCUCGGUAUGAUUUUAUAUGAUUUAUCCAGUCUUGCCUUUGCUAGCAGUCACGCUCCUGAACACUGCUAA